This is a messenger RNA of Lolium rigidum, 2128 nucleotides long. Its product is annotated as protein KINESIN LIGHT CHAIN-RELATED 2-like. Gene Ontology annotation, molecular function: protein binding. The coding region runs from base 1 to 1902 and encodes 633 amino acids. Lineage: Eukaryota; Viridiplantae; Streptophyta; Magnoliopsida; Poales; Poaceae. The record is from RefSeq and is a predicted model, not a curated record. The transcript is spliced from 2 exons.
AUGGCGCUACGCAGAGCCGCUUCCCUCCUCCUCAGACAGCGUCUCCGUACCUUUGCUCCGACCCCCGCGCCUCCCAAAACCCUAAACCCUCUGCCGCCCCAUCCCCGCCGCCAUUACUCCCCGCGGCCCGCGCCCGCGCUCCGCGCGUCCGCGGCCGCCGCCGCCGUCGCCGAGGCGGCAGAGGAGGCGUUCGAGGCGGCCUCCACCACCAACGACCUCUCCGCCGCCUUCUCCCGCCUCGAGACCUUGCUCCCGCCCACCGACAAGCGCCUCGCGCUCGCCUGCCUCAAGCUCGGCCAGCACCUCGAGUCAACCUCCUCCGCCGACCCCGCCCGCGUCCUCGAGCUCGCCCUCCGCUCCAUCGGGAUCCUCGAGGCCUGCCCCGGAUCCCCCGACGCGGCCGACUCCGACGCCGUCUCGCUCGCCAUGGCCCUCCACCUCGCCGGCUCCGCCUCCGUCGACCUCACCCGCUUCCACGACGCGCUCGCCUUCCUCUCCCGCGCCCUCCGCCUCCUCUCCCCGCUCCUCCCGUCGUCCAAACACGCCGCCGCCGCCCAGCCCGACGCCGACGAAGGGUUCGACGUGAGGCCCGUGGCGCACGCGGUGCGGCUGCAGCUCGCCAACGUGAAGACGGCGAUGGGGAGGCGGGAGGAGGCGCUCGCCGACAUGCGCGCCUGCGUGGACCUCAAGGAGUCCAUCCUGCCGCCGGGCAGCCGGGAGCUCGGCGUCGCGUACCGGGACCUCGCGGAGGCGCACGCUGCCGUGCUCGACUUCAAGCAGGCGCUGCCCUUCUGCCAGAGGGCGCUGGAGCUGCACGAGUCCGCCCUGGGCAGGAACUCGGUCGAGCUCGCGCAUGACCGCCGGCUGCUCGGCGUAAUAUACACUGGUCUGGAGCAGCACGAGCAGGCGCUGGAGCAGAACGAGAUGUCGCAGAAGGUGAUGAAGAAGUGGGGUGUGGCUGGCGACGAUCUCAUGCAUGCUGAGAUCGAUGCGGCCAACAUCAAGAUCGCGUUGGGGAAGUUUGGCGAGGCCGUGAGCGUUUUGAAGGAAGUCGCUAAGAAGGCGGAGAAGGAUAGCGAGGCGCGAGCUCUGGUGUUCAUAUAUAUGGCGAAGGCACUCGCACACCAGGAGAAGGUUGGGGACACCAAGAGGUGCUUGGAGAUCGCUUGCGACAUUCUAGAGAAGAAGGAGCUUUCCGAACCCGACAAGGUGGCCGAGGCGUAUGUGGAGGUGUCCUCGCUGUACGAGAUGGUGAAUGAGUUUGACAAGGCAAUAUCUUUGAUGAAGAGGAGCCUGUGGAUGCUUGAACGGAUCCCGCAGGCACAGCACAUGGAGGGGAAUGUCGCGGCCAGGAUCGGGUGGCUGUUGCUUCUCACAGGGAAGGUGACUGAGGCCGUCCCUUAUUUGGAGGAUGCAGCGCAGAGGAUGAAAGAGACCUUUGGGCCAAACCAUUUUGGGGUAGGCUAUGUGUAUAACAACCUAGGGGCUGCCUAUAUGGAGAUGGAUCGCCCCCAGUCUGCCGCGCAGAUGUUUGCGCUGGCAAAGGAAAUCAUGGAUGUUUCCUUGGGGCCUCAACAUUCAGAUACAAUUGAGACCUGCCAGAGCCUUGCCAAUGCAUACAGCACCAUGGGAAGCUAUUCUGUUGCUAUGGAGUUCCAAGAGAGAGUGGUGGCUUCAUGGCGAAACCAUGGUCACAGCGCUAGGGAUAAGCUCAAGGAAGCUAAGCGCCUCUACGAGGAGAUCCAGAUGAAGGCUAUAGCGUUCAUGUCACCUGAUGAUUCAGUAAUUGCGUUGCCUGAGCCUCGGCAGCAUGAAGUCGAUUCAAAUUCAAAGAAAGUUGCGCAACCUGAACCUCAGCAGCAUGAAAUCGAUUCAAAUUCAAAGAAAGUUGCACAACAGUAGCUUCAGAAUUCACGACUUGUACACUUUCAUUUUGGUUCCUCCUUUUCUGCUUUUAUAUCUUUUUCGUGUCCAAUUGUAGAAGAAGCUUUGACAGUAAAUAUAGCUGAUCUAUGAGUAGCUAUUUCAUGAGCCUUGUUGCCCACUAAAGUAGUUUUUGUGCCAUCUUAUAGUAUGUUGCAGUAAUUUUGCAAGUGGCAAAAAGAUGAAUAAAGUAAGUCAGUCUGUU